This is a messenger RNA of Arxiozyma heterogenica, 702 nucleotides long. RefSeq names its product Rmi1p (gene RMI1). The transcript has a single exon. NCBI's taxonomy places the organism in Eukaryota, Fungi, Ascomycota, Saccharomycetes, Saccharomycetales, Saccharomycetaceae. The coding region runs from base 1 to 702 and encodes 233 amino acids. The record is from RefSeq and is a predicted model, not a curated record.
AUGUCUAGUAUAAUAUCGCAAGACAUUACUUCUGAGAUUGAAUUACCUUCACAAAAAGAUGAUUUGUCUCAAAGAGAUCUAAUACUACUUAAUGCAUAUGAAAGUGCCCCAUGGAAUGAAAGUGAUAUUUCUGAUAAAUCGAUAACUACUGUAGAUAGGGACCUUUUUUUCCAGAUAUUAAUGGUAGAGAAUAUAUCCAAGUCUAAACAAUCCCAACUGGAUGACAUUAAUACAAAACUUGACCCAAAAACACAACGUGUUGAUCGAUUAAACGCAAGCAAAGUAAAUUUGAAACGUCAGAAACCAGAGUUUAUUUCACAGAUUGAUUUGGACAGGGAGGAUUCCUCUUCUUUAUCCUCCUCUAAUAAUACUUUAACUAGUAACGAAAAAGAUAUGUUUAGAUUCACCAUACAAGGGAGAAAUGGCUUAGUGUUUUUUGCAAUUAACACAUUUCAAAUAAAGUGGUGGAAUUGUGCUUUAGGAGCCAAGAUAAUUAUCAAAAAGGGUACAGUUUUUAAUAAAAAUAUGUUUAUUCUUUGUAAUAAUACGAAUGUAGUAUUUCUUGGUGGCAUUAAUAGAAUUUGGAAUGAAAACAGAACUUUAAAAUUGAAGGACUACCUAACUGCAAAGUUAAAUAGAGAUAGAACCAAUGCUACUACAACUUCGACUUUACGAAAAAGGAAAACAUCGAAUAUUACAUAG